AUGGGCUUCCUCCGCCGCAGCCCCUCAAGUUCACGACGCAUGAUGACCCCUAGCAGCACCAGCAGCAGCUCCCCCACAUCAACGACAACAACACCAUCACCACCACCACCACCACCACCACAAUCAUCACAACCCCCAACAAUCACCACAAGCACCCCCACAUCGACAUCCCCCCUCCCAAUGUCAACGCCAAUGUCCGCCUCCUCCCACCCCCGCACCUCCACCCGCAAGAUCUCAAAACACACCCGCAAAACACGAUCCCGAACCACCACCUCCUCCUCCUCCUCCGCCCUCUCAACCUCCGCUUCCGCCUCCACCUCCCCCCCACCAAACUUCUUCCACGACCACCCCCACCACCGCCGGCGACCACACCGCGUGACGCUGGUACCCACAACUUUCGCCCCCGUCAGCGCCUACUUCCCGCGCGACUACCAGUUCGAGUUCGAAGACGAGGGCUACGACAGCGCGUCGUCGGCCUCCUCCUCGUCCGACGAGUCUACGGGUGGUGCCGCGGUAGCAGCAGGGUGGCGGCCCGUGCAGGGGAGCAUCGAGAUGGAGUUCAUGUUUGGCGACAUGGACGACGAGUUUAUGGCGGAGCUGACGCGCGAGAGUACGCCUGAGGCGGAGGAGGACGUGGUGAUGGCGGAGAUGGGGUAUCGGUCUGUUGCGACGACGGCGUGGGGGGUUGGGCAGGAGAGGGGCGUGGGGCUGGGGGGGAGGGUCGUGGAUGAGGAUUAUGACUAG
Molecule: messenger RNA, 744 nt
Organism: Morchella importuna
Lineage: Eukaryota; Fungi; Ascomycota; Pezizomycetes; Pezizales; Morchellaceae
Exons: 1
Coding region: 1-744 (247 amino acids)
Source: RefSeq, a predicted model, not a curated record